Molecule: messenger RNA, 1021 nt
Organism: Brassica napus (rape)
Lineage: Eukaryota; Viridiplantae; Streptophyta; Magnoliopsida; Brassicales; Brassicaceae
Exons: 2
Coding region: 260-1006 (248 amino acids)
Source: RefSeq, a predicted model, not a curated record
ACAGUUACAGAAACUGCCAAGAUCCGAAAUCAUAAGAUAAUUAUUAUAAUGUAAAAGCCAACUCAGAUGAAAAGAAGCAAAGUGGAUAUUCCACACGUCCAAGAUUCCUCUAAAUCUUAACUUUCUUCUUAGUCAGUUCCUUACUCUUUACUUUAUACGCCAAAGAAAUUAUUUUAUAGACAUUUAUGUGUGUGUAGAUGUGUAUAAAUAAUUGUAAUCAAGACAAGAUAAUAAUUACAGAAGUAUAGAAAGGAAGAAGAUGGAGAUGUUUUUGAAGAAAGAGUACUUAGAUUUGGUUCUUGUCCCAUUUGGAUUAAUCAUAGUUUUGUCUUACCAUCUAUUUCUUCUCUAUAGAAUCCUUUACUUUCCUUACCACACCAUCAUUGGUUUCAUGAACAUAGAUAAAACCAUUUGGGUCGAACGUAUCAUGCAGGCAAAAAAAGAUGAAUUGGGUUGUGCUCUAACUGUUCUUUCGAGCAGCAUAUCAGCUUCAACAUUCAUGGCAUCCAUUGCUUUAACAUUGAGUUCACUUAUCGGCGCAUGGAUUGGAAGCUCACCGGUCAACAUGACCGUUUUUACGGGACAUUUUGUCUAUGGAGACACAAGUUCAAUCACAAUGGUCAUCAAAUACACCUCUCUCCUUGUGUGUUUUCUAGUCGGCUUCUGUUGUUUUGUUCAGUCCACAAGGUGUUUCUUACAUGCGAACUAUCUCAUCACCACUCCUGGCGACGAUAUCCCACCAGAAAUGGUAACGAGAGCCGUUUUGAGAGGUGGAAACUUUUGGUCGCUUGGUCUUAGGACUCUUUACUUGGCCCUUGAUCUAUUGCUGUGGCUUUUUGGACCGAUACCGAUGUUUGUUAACUCGGUUUUGAUGGUUGUUUGUUUGUAUUAUCUCGACACGAACUCGGUGGUUCAGCCUCUUUACCACCGGACAUUCGAGGCGGAGCAAAUUGUCAAGAGAAUGAGAGGUGUUUUGCCUGAUCCGUUGACUUUUAAAUGUAAUUGAAUACAAUAUUAUUUG